Phytophthora nicotianae INRA-310 is the source of this 147-nucleotide messenger RNA. RefSeq lists its product as hypothetical. The record is from RefSeq and is a predicted model, not a curated record. The transcript has 2 exons. The coding region runs from base 1 to 147 and encodes 48 amino acids. NCBI's taxonomy places the organism in Eukaryota, Oomycota, Peronosporomycetes, Peronosporales, Peronosporaceae.
AUGGCAAGCGAGGUUCUUACCGGUAUCGGUAACGUGGCUGAGCGUGUGGAGAUCUUCGGUGACAACGCCAACUUAGACCCGCGCAAGCAUGGACGCGUGCUUACAGCGCCGCACCAGAGAAGCCGAGACAUGCAAUGCAUACACUGA